GGUAGCAACAGGACAUUAGAGUAUAUGCUUUGGUAGCAUACCAAACGGGGUUCAAAACUCAGCUCUGAGUUCCUAGUUGUUAUGUCCUGAUACAACAACGGUAAAACAAAGAUACCAUGUAUCAGCAGGUAAAUGGGAAAAUUUGAAAAAAAUCAUGUGCCAGUCCUUUUUUGUUGUUAACCCUCACCUGAAGAUAUUUUUUCCAUUUAUUUUUUUUAGAGAGAGUGGAAGGGGGGUGGAGAGAGAAACAUCGAUGUGAGAGGCAUAUCGAUUGGUUGCCUCCUGCACGUGCCCUUGACCCGGAAUGGAACAUGAAACCCUUAACAAGAAGUGCUCUUAGCCCAACUGGUGUGGCUCAGUGGUUGAGCCUCGACCUAUGAACCAGGAGGUCACAGUUCAAAUGCUGGUCAGGGCAUAUGCCCAGGUUGCAGGCUGAAUCCCCAGUGUGGGGCGUGCAGGAGGCAGCCAUCAAUGAUUCUCAUCAUUGAUGUUCCUAUCUCCUCCCUCUCCCUUUCUGAAAUCAAUAAAAUGUGUUUGUUUGUUGUUUUUUUUUUUUUUUUUAAAGAAGUGCUCUUAGUAUUUGCUUAGAGAUUGUGUGAGUGGAUAGCUUUCAAAGUUGCCUUUGACACACCAGUGCCUGGCAUUCCUGCACCUGGCCAUGAGGCUGGCCAUGAAUCUGACAUACUAGUAAAAAUGACACGGAUCCCUUGACAGCAACCAGCUCUAGCUGUUUAUACUUCAGACUGGAAAGUUUUUCCGUUCAUAGGCACGGAUCAAUGCAUAGAAAUUACUGGCCCCCCCCCCCAAAAAAAAAUUUUUUUUAAAUUGGAGGUGGGGUGGGGUUAGGGGCCGAAUAAGGUAAGCAAUCGAAUUAACCUGGGAGGAAGUUUUAUUUACUAACAAGACCUGCCCUCCGAUAUUUAAGUGGGCAGCUGGGUUUGUGCCUGAAGUUUCCAUCCUGCUGGUUUGCUGGAGCGUUGAGUGCCGGGGUUCCCACAAUUCCGAGCCAGGCGGCCCCGCCUCCCGCCGGCUUUCCGCGCGAGGAUUGGCUGGUGGGGCCGGUCGGCCUCGGUGAGAAAACCUGAACCCACAGGCGCCAUGACCGGCUCAGGGACACCCGGCCCCCCGGGCCCAGGCCCGGCUCCCUGCCCGCCCCCACACCGCCUCCUGCUGCUGCUGCUGGUGCUGCUGGUGCUGGUGCCGCCUGGGGCCCUGGCCAACAAGCUGAAGGUGCCGCAGGUGCUGCUGCCCUUCAGCCGGGAGCCCGGCCGCGUGCCCUUCCUGCUGGAGGCGCAGCGGGGCUGCUACACUUGGCGUUCCACCCAUCCUGAUGUAGUAACUGUUGAGCCUUUAUAUGAAAACGGCAUCUUAUGUUCCCAAAAAGCGGUACUUUUUGCUGAAUCUACCCAACCUAUACGCCUCAGCAGUAUUAUUCUUGCUCGAGAGAUAGUGACUGACCAUGAGCUGCGCUGUGAUGUGAAGGUUGAUGUGAUAGACAGCAUUGAAAUUAUAUCUCGAACUCGGGAACUUUAUGUAGAUGACUCACCACUGGAACUGAUGGUGAGGGCAUUGGAUGCUGAAGGAAAUACUUUUAGUAGUUUGGCAGGUAUGAUGUUUGAGUGGAGCAUUGUCAAGGACAAUGAAUCAUCAAGAGGAGAACUGUCUAAUAAAAUCAGGAUUCUAAAAUACUCUGAUGCAGAAUAUUCUCCCCCAGCAUAUGUAACUGAGAUGGAAAAAGAAGGGAAACAAGGAGAUAUAAUUUUGGUGUCUGGGAUUAGAACUGGUGCUGCUGUUGUCAAAGUUCGAAUUUUGGAACCAUUUUAUAAGAAAGUGGCGGCAGCAAUAAUACGUCUGCUUGUUUUGGAGAAUGUAUUUCUUGUACCAUCCCAUGAUAUCUAUCUCUUAGUAGGAACAUAUAUUAAAUACCGAGUUGCAAAAAUGGUUCAAGGAAGAGUGACAGAGAUGGGAUUUCCCCUGGAACAUUAUACCCUGGAGUUACAAAACCAUAAAGUUGCACAUAAUGCGUCUUUUUCUGGGAAAGUGGCUUUACUGGAUGAGAAAACAGCCGUCGUGACCGCCAUCCAACUGGGCCAAACUAAUCUUAUUUUUGUACAUAAAAAUGUCCAUAUGCGCUCUGUGUCUGGACUUCCAAACUGCACCAUAUAUGUGGUGCAACCUGGAUUUUUAGGUUUCACGAUCCAACCUGGAGGCCGAUGGAGUCUAGAGGUGGGACAGGUGUAUGUCAUUGCAGUAGAAGUGUUCGAUAAAAGCAGCACAAAGGUCUAUAUUUCAGAUAAUAUCAGGAUCACGUGCCAGUUCCUGACUGAGUACUUUGAAGAGCAGCUGACGACUGUGAAUGGAUCUUACCACGUAGUGAAAACCCUGAAAGAUGGUGUCGUGGUGAUAAGUGCAUGCCUGACUUCCAUCCUUUCCCAGAAUAAAAAUAUUCAGCCUAUAAAACUUCCAGGUUUACAUCAGCAAGAAGUGAAGAUUUAUUUACCCAUCAAGCUUACCCCCAACUACUUGGCAUUUCCUCAUCAUCCUAUGGGAAUGUUAUAUCGUUAUAAAGUACAAGUAGAGGGUGGCAGUGGCAACUUCACCUGGGCCUCUUCUAACGAAACAGUGGCCAUGGUAACCACAAAAGGAGUGGUGACUGCUGGUCAGGUCAGAGGCAACAGUACUGUUGUGGCCCGAGAUGUACAGAAUCCUUUUCGAUAUGGAGAAAUGAAGAUAUAUGUCCUGAAACUGAACAAAAUUGAACUGAUACCAUAUCGUGCUGAUGUGGAGAUUGGCCGGCUUAUAGAAAUCCCCGUUGCUAUGUAUCACUUGAACAAGGAGACCCGGGAGGCCAUCGCGUUCUCAGACUGCUCUCUUUUAUCCUUGGAUCUGCACAUGGAUAAGCAAGGAGUCUUCACUCUUUUCAAAGAAGGUAUUCAAAGACCUGGACCAAAGCACUGUUCCAGUACACACAUAGCAGCCACGUCUCUGGGUCACACUCUGUUAACAGUGAGUGUAACUGAGUAUGGAGAGUACAUGGAAAGCAGUGCCACAUUUGCUGCCUAUGAGCCCCUAAAGGCUGUAAACCCUGUGGAAGUGGCAUUGGUGACAUGGAAUUCUGUGAAAGAAAUGGUAUUUGAAGGGGGCCCUCGUCCAUGGAUCUUGGAGCCCUCCCAAUUCUUUUUGGAGUUGACCGCGGAGAAGACAGAGAAAAUUGAAAUAACACAAGUCCGGCUGCCAACUAAGAGAAAACAGAACCAGUAUAUCUACCGGGUCCUGUGCCUGGAUUUAGGAGAACAAGUCCUGACAUUCCGAGUUGGAAAUCACCCAGCUGUCUUGAACCCUAGUCCAGCUGUCGAGGCUGUGCAGGUGCACUUCAUAUGUGCCCACCCUGCCAGCACGUCAGUAGCCCCAGUGUACACGGUGCCACCUGGUGCCCAGCCAUGUCCUCUGCCACAGCACAACAAACAACUGAUUCCUGUAUCAAGCCUAAGGGAUACAGUUCUGGAACUGUCAGUGUUUGAUGAGCACAAAAGAAAGUUUGAUAAUUUCAGUUCACUCAUGCUAGAAUGGAAAUCCUCAAAUGAAUCACUAGCUCAUUUCGAAAAUUACAAUUCAGUAGAGAUGGUAGCAAAGGAUGAUGGCAGUGGGCAGACUCGAUUACAUGGUCAUCAGAUCCUUAAAGUACAUCAGAUAAAAGGGACUGUACUCAUCGGAGUCAGUUUUGUAGGCUAUUCAGAGGAAAGUUCAAAGGUACUUCCCGACUCGCCCACAUCGGCAGCUGUGGAGCUGCUCCUGGUGGAUGACGUGACUGUGCUGCCUGAGAAUGCCACCAUCUACAACCAUCCCGACGUGAAGGAAAUAUUUAGCCUUGUGGAAGGGUCUGGUUAUUUUUCAGUCAACAGCAGUGAGCAGGACAUUGUCACCAUCAUUUACAUGGAAGCAGAAAGCUCUGUGCAGUUAGUUCCAAUACAUCCUGGAUUUCUCACCUUGGAGGUCUAUGAUCUGUGCUUGGCUUUCUUGGGUCCAGCACUGGCCCACCUCAGGGUGUCAGACAUACAAGAGCUGGAGCUUGAUCUCAUUGAUAAGGUUGAAAUAGGUAAAAGUGUGUUAGUAACUGUGAGAGUUCUUGGCUCUUCCAAACGCCCAUUCCGUAAUAAAUACUUCAGAAACAUGGAGCUCAAACUGCAGCUGGCGUCUGCCAUUGUCACCCUGACGCUAAUGGAGGAACAGGACAAAUACUCCGAAAAUUAUAUCCUUCGAGCUGUCUCUGUGGGGCAAACCACACUUGUGGCUAUUGCCAGGGACAAGAUGGGGAGAAAAUUCACAUCAGCUCCUAGGCAAAUUGAAGUGUUUCCUCCAUUCAAACUUGUUCCAGAGAAAAUGACACUGAUUCCAACCAACAUGAUGCAGGUGAUGUCUGAAGGUGGCCCCCAGCCCCAGUCUGUCGUUCACUUCUCCAUCAGUAAUCAGACUGUGGCUGUUGUUAAUAGGAGGGGGCAAGUUACAGGGAAGGUGGUUGGCACAGCUGUGGUCCAUGGCACCAUCCAGACAGUGAAUGAAGAUACUGGCAAAGUCAUUGUGUUUUCCCAGGAUGAAGUGCAGGUUGAAGUUGUUCAGCUAAGGUCUGUCAGGAUCCUUGCAGCUGCAACUCGACUCAUCACAGCUACUGAGAUGCCAGUUUAUGUCAUGGGAGUGACCAGUACCCAGACCCCUUUCUCCUUUAGCAAUGCCAACCCUGGGCUCACAUUCCACUGGUCCAUGAGCAAAAGGGAGGUAUUGGAUCUAGUGCCCAGGCAUUCAGAGGUUUUUCUACAGCUCCCAGUAGAGAAUAACUUUGCCAUGGUUGUCCACACAAAAGCAGCUGGUCGGACCAGUAUCAAAGUCACUGUCCGCUGUAUGAACAGUUCCUCUGGGCAGUUUGAGGGGAAUCUGUUGGAACUGUCUGAUGAAGUUCAGAUCCUGGUAUUCGAAAAACUCCAAGUUUUCUAUCCAGAGUGCCAACCUGAGCAAAUCUUAAUGCCCAUGAAUUCUCAACUGAAACUUCAUACCAACAGGGAAGGGGCUGCCUUUGUGAGUUCCCGUAUUCUCAAGUGUUUCCCUAACUCAUCUGUCAUUGAGGAGGACGGUGAAGGGCUCCUGAAAGCUGGUUCCAUUGCAGGUACUGCCGUGUUGGAAGUCACUUCUGUAGAACCUUUUGGAGUCAACCAAACAACCAUAACUGCAGUUCAGGUAGCACCAGUGACAUACCUGCGAAUGAGCAGCCAAUCCAAGCUAUACACAGCCCAAGGAAGGACCCUAUCAGCCUUUCCAUUGGGCAUGUCUCUCACCUUCACUGUUCAGUUUUAUAAUAGAAUCGGAGAGAAAUUCCACACACACAAUACCCAGCUUUAUCUGGCUCUGAACAGAGAUGACCUCCUACUUAUCGGACCAGGGAAUAGGAACUAUACUUACGUGGCCCACGCUGUGAACAGAGGGGUGACACUUGUGGGGCUCUGGGAUCGGAGACACCCAGGCAUGGCAGAUUACAUUCCUGUCGCUGUCGAGCACGCCAUUGAGCCAGACGCCAAGCUCACCUUUGUUGGAGAUGUCAUCUGUUUCAGUACUCACCUCCUCAACCAAAAUGGUGAACCUGGGAUAUGGAUGAUUUCUACCGACAGUAUUCUACAAAUAGACACUGUCACUGGGGUAGGAGUGGCCCGGAGUCAAGGAAUAGCAACAAUCUUUCAUGACAUCCCAGGACUGGUGAAAACAUAUCGAGAGGUGGUUGUCAAUGCAUCGUCAAGAUUAACACUCAGUUAUUACCUCAAGACUUAUCUCACCAAUACUCCCAAUUCAACUGUGUUCAAGUUCUUCAUCACCACUGGCAGAAAUGGUGUCAAUCUUAAAGGGUCCUGCACCCCAAGUCAAGCCUUGGCCAUUACAACAAUACUUCUUCCUGAGACCCUCAUAUUGUGUCAUAUACAGUUCAGUAAUACUUCACUAGAAAUUCCAGCAAGUAAAGUCUUUCAUGUCCAUUCAUAUUUCAGCAUGGAGAAAGGGGUUUAUGUCUGCCUAAUCAAGGUUCGACCCCAACCAGAGGAGCUGCUCCAGGCCCUCAGCCUGGCUGACACCUCAGUCUAUGGGUGGGCCACACUCAUGAGUGAACAUAGCAAGAAUGGAAUGCAAAGAAUUCUCAUUCCUUUCAUCCCAGCCUUUUACAUCAACCAGUCAGAAUUGGUGCUUAGCCACAAACGAGACAUCGGGGAGAUAAGAGUAUUGGGAGUGGACAGAGUUCUUGAGAAGCUAGAGGUCUUCCCCAGCUCCCCGGUUCUAGUGGUCUCUGGCCAGAGUCACUCUUCCCUCACACCUGGCCUUGCUAUCUACCCCGUAAGAGUAGUCAACUUCACUUCCCUUCAGCAGAUGACAUCACCUGUUUUCAUCAAUAUUUCCUGUGUGCUCACAGGUCAAAGUGUGGCUGUGCUAGUGAGAGCUAGUAAGAAGUCUGGUGCAGAUCAAUGUGAAGAUUCAGGUGUCCUCCAGUUCAUGGGUUCUUACCAGAUCCUUUUUACCCUCUUUGUAGUGCUGGCAUCAACAGCUUUCAUCUUUUUAGCAUACAGUGCCUUUCUAAACAAGAUACAGACAGUUCCAGUUGUUUACGUUCCAACUCUAGGAGCACCACUGACAGGUUCUUAUGCCUCCACACGCUCUCCCCCUCCAUUCCUGAGCCCACAACCCCCGCCAGCCCAGAGUCGGCUACAACACUGGCUGUGGAGUAUAAAGCACUAACCUGUCCUUAGACACGUCUCCUUAACUGUAGGAAACUGGAGAUUUCUAACCCUUGGCCACCAGAAGCCGCCUAGCAACAACCUCUAUACUUGUAAGCCUCCAGACAAGGUUUCUGAGAACUGUAAAUAAAGGGUCCUGAGCUGUUCUGUUCAAGUGGUGUGCUGGCUUGUGUUCCGAAGAGCAACUUGUUCUUAAUUCUAAGAAAACGUAACAGUGAAAGUAGAUAUCUCACUUAUAUGGUAAACCCCAAUUUUAAAUCAAGCUCUGAAGAUUUACUCAGUGAGCCUAGGCAGACAGAAAUGUCCCAAACGGACUUUUUAAAUACUUGGCUACUUACUU
This is a messenger RNA of Myotis daubentonii (Daubenton's bat), 7104 nucleotides long. It is a transcript of the gene NUP210L, whose product is annotated as nucleoporin 210 like. Gene Ontology annotation, cellular component: nuclear pore. NCBI's taxonomy places the organism in Eukaryota, Metazoa, Chordata, Mammalia, Chiroptera, Vespertilionidae. The record is from RefSeq and is a predicted model, not a curated record.